Messenger RNA from Fomitopsis serialis, 1089 nucleotides. RefSeq lists its product as uncharacterized. The record is from RefSeq and is a predicted model, not a curated record. The transcript is spliced from 4 exons. Bases 157 to 987 code for a protein of 276 amino acids. Lineage: Eukaryota; Fungi; Basidiomycota; Agaricomycetes; Polyporales; Fomitopsidaceae.
GGCGCCCGGUGCUGCUACACGCUAGCACUCACCAUGGGGUUAUGAUUCAAGUUCACACUGCACCGGUAGAGGCAGCCGCCACAAUUUCACCACCAGAAUCGUGCCUUCAGUUGAUGCAUCCAAUAAGGAUCUCAAACCGACCGACAUUAGAGGAGUAUGCGGAGGAUCCGCUUGCUGGUCAUAGUUAGGACUCGGAAGUGCAAAUCACCUGUUCGGGACCUGUUCCGCCGUUUGACCCGGAAUUGCGCGUGUCCUCAAAAAGGUGGUGGUAUAAUGACGACGAGCAUGCGAUCCCCGACACGCAGCGGCGUCGCUGAACCUUUCCUCUUCCGAAUGGCGAUAACGAUCUCUCACGGAACCAAUUUCCUAAUGCUCGCUGUGGGUCCACAUGCCGAGUAUGGACAACCUCCUCCUCCAGGCGCUUCUGCUCGCUCCCGACAUUCCAUCCACAACCACUACAGACCUCCUGCAGCCCCUCUACACCCCAAAGCCAUGCGUAUAGCUAUGGUGAAAAUUAUUGCCCCGUCGAUGGGCAGAAUGCUGCUCGUCAGCUACCGCGCUGCCAACAAUUCCAGCAUAACCCGGAUAUCCUGGGCGCUAACAAAUUCGCUCAAAACCAGGGUUUCAACGAUGUCGGACAGACUGACAACGCGUAUGACACGAUCCAGGCUGAGAGUGCGCAAUAAGUGGCUGCAGGGGCAGCCGGUGCCACUCGGGGUCAUCGGUUUGUACUUGAGGACGCUCGUGGACAGCUUCGUCGUGCGUUCGCGAACUAUAGAGCGCCUGUGCCGUCUCUGUCGCCUCCAACGGCCUCGCCGCAGCUGCCCGACACGAGGAGUGACUCGAGUAGCCCCGCUGGCUCGGUCGGGGGCCAGCCGAGCCGCCACGGCGGAGGCGGCGGAAACAGGAGCCCCCGGGACGUGUCUCAUGUCCCAGGCGUUACAGGACAACCGCACAGAGCUCAGGGCUCACAGAUGGGUGCAGUGAUACCCGUUCAGGGCGAGCAAAACGCGUCGCCACAAUCGAUUAGCCCCGGGCCUCCCUACGGGGCAUAUAUUCGGCGCGGCAGAUUGGAGCAAACGGACUAUG